This is a messenger RNA of Capronia coronata CBS 617.96, 5823 nucleotides long. RefSeq names its product 1,3-beta-glucan synthase component FKS1. Bases 1 to 5823 code for a protein of 1940 amino acids. The transcript has 3 exons. Gene Ontology annotation, biological process: (1->3)-beta-D-glucan biosynthetic process; fungal-type cell wall polysaccharide biosynthetic process. The record is from RefSeq and is a predicted model, not a curated record. NCBI's taxonomy places the organism in Eukaryota, Fungi, Ascomycota, Eurotiomycetes, Chaetothyriales, Herpotrichiellaceae. Gene Ontology annotation, molecular function: 1,3-beta-D-glucan synthase activity. Gene Ontology annotation, cellular component: 1,3-beta-D-glucan synthase complex; plasma membrane.
AUGUCUGGACAUCCUCCUGCACCUCCCCCUCAGCAGGGUCAUUAUGACGAAGACUAUGCCCAGCAACAUGGCAAUGACGCCUAUUACCAAGAUGAAAAUGGCUACCAUGAUCAACAAUACGAUUAUGGCCACAAUCAGCAACAGUAUGGUGAAGGGUAUUAUGACGAAUCUGGCUACUACAAUGCAGAUGCCGCGAACCCCUACCACAACGACGGUGGCUACUACGAAGGACACCAAGGUUACCAGGAUGAUUACUACGACGGCCAGUACUAUGAUCAGGGAGCUGCUGGCCAGCAACAGCACCAAGGUCAACGUCCAAGACGUCGUGGUCAUGAUUCCGAGGAAGAUUCGGAGACAUUCAGUGACUUCACCAUGAGAUCGGACAUGGCUCGUGCUGCUGAAAUGGACUACUACGGCAGGGGAGAUGAGCGCUACCACAGCGGCUACGAAGGACAGGGAGCACGUGGUUUCAGACCACCCUCUUCGCAAAUCUCCUACGGUGGUAACAGAUCUUCCGGCGCCUCCACACCGAUCUACGGAAUGGACUACAACGGUACCUUGCCUGCUGGGCAACGCUCUCGCGAACCUUACCCUGCUUGGACCUCCGAUGCACAGAUCCCUCUCUCGAAGGAGGAAGUCGAGGACAUCUUCCUGGACUUGACUGCGAAGUUCGGGUUCCAACGUGACAGCAUGCGGAACAUGUACGACCACAUGAUGACUCUGUUGGACUCGAGAGCCUCUCGAAUGACCCCGAACCAAGCUUUGUUGUCCCUGCAUGCGGAUUACAUCGGAGGUGACAACGCCAACUACCGCAGAUGGUAUUUCGCAGCUCAUUUGGAUCUUGACGAUGCCGUCGGGUUUUCCAACAUGAACCUUGGAAAGUCGACUCGUCGAACCCGCAAGGCACGCAAGGCCGCCGCCAAGAAGGCGAAGGAGAACCCAGAGAACGAAGAACAAGUUCUUGAAGCCAUGGAGGGUGACAACUCUCUCGAAGCCGCCGAGUACCGCUGGAAGACGCGCAUGAACAAGAUGUCCCAGCAUGAUCGUGCCCGACAGAUUGCCCUCUACCUGCUCUGCUGGGGUGAAGCCAAUCAAGUUCGUUUCAUGCCUGAGACCCUCUGCUUCAUCUUCAAAUGCGCAGAUGACUACCUGCAUUCGCCUGCCGGCCAGAACAGCGUCGAGCCAGUAGAGGAGUUCACUUAUCUGAACAAUGUCAUCACCCCGCUGUACACGUACAUCAGGGAUCAGUGCUACGAGAUCAUUGAAGGCAAGUACGUCCGACGUGAGAAGGACCACAACCAUGUCAUUGGCUACGAUGAUAUGAAUCAGCUCUUUUGGUAUCCGGAGGGCAUUGAACGAAUCGUCUUGGAAGAUAAAUCUCGCCUGGUCGACCUUCCUCCUGCCGAAAGAUAUCUGAAGCUUCAAGAAGUGAACUGGAAGAAAGUCUUCUUCAAGACCUACAAGGAAACACGGUCUUGGUUUCACUUGGUUGUCAACUUCAACCGUAUCUGGGUCAUUCACUUGACAGCUUUCUGGUUUUACACUGCUUUCAACUCCCCAACACUGUAUACCCACAACUAUCAGCAGCAACUGAACAACAAACCGCAUGCUGCUGCUCAAUGGUCUGCAGUGGGAUUGGGUGGUACCGUAGCCACGCUUAUCCAGAUCGUCGCGACUCUUUGUGAAUGGUCCUAUGUGCCACGGAGAUGGGCUGGUGCUCAGCAUCUCACCAAGCGACUUCUCUUUCUGAUCGGUGUUUUCGCCCUCAACAUUGCACCCAGCGUCUACAUUUUUGGGUUCAGCCAGAAGUCGAAGGUCGCCUUGGUCCUGGGUGUCGUCCAAUUCCUGAUCGCUCUGGCAACGUUCUUCUUCUUCUCGAUUAUGCCAUUGGGCGGAUUGUUCGGAAGCUAUCUCACUCGCAAUUCGCGGCAGUACGUUGCAAGCCAGACUUUCACGGCUUCCUUCCCGCAAUUGAAGGGCAACGACCUCUGGAUGUCUUAUGGUCUCUGGAUCAUGGUUUUCGCCGCCAAGUUCUCCGAAUCCUACUUCUUCCUGACACUGUCGUUCCGAGACCCCAUCAAGAUCUUGUCCUACACCAAGAUCCGUCAUUGCGCAGGGGACCAGAUUCUCAAGGAAUACCUGUGCAAAUAUCAGCCUCAGAUCCUUCUUGGCAUCAUGUUCUUCACCGACUUGAUCCUGUUCUUCUUGGAUACCUACUUGUGGUACAUCAUUUGGAACUGUGUCUUUUCGGUGGCACGGUCUUUCUAUCUCGGUGUGUCGAUCUGGACACCUUGGCGCAAUAUCUUCUCCCGACUGCCAAAGCGUAUCUACUCCAAGAUCCUUGCCACCACCGACAUGGAGAUCAAGUACAAGCCCAAAGUGCUGAUCUCACAGGUGUGGAACGCUAUCGUGAUCUCCAUGUACCGAGAACAUCUGUUGGCCAUCGACCAUGUUCAGAAGCUUCUUUACCACCAAGUUCCUUCCGAACAAGAAGGCAAGCGGACACUUCGUGCACCAACUUUCUUCGUCUCGCAGGAAGAUCAUUCCUUCAAAACAGAAUUCUUCCCGUCGCAAAGCGAAGCCGAGCGUCGUAUCUCGUUCUUUGCGCAGUCACUGUCCACGCCUAUUCCGGAACCUCUGCCGGUCGACAACAUGCCAACUUUCACGGUUCUCAUUCCGCACUACAGCGAAAAGAUUCUCCUUUCGCUGCGAGAAAUCAUUCGUGAGGAUGAACCGUAUUCCCGAGUCACGCUUUUGGAAUAUCUUAAGCAGCUCCACCCCCAUGAAUGGGAUUGUUUCGUCAAGGAUACCAAAAUCCUUGCUGAUGAGACAUCCCAGUUCAACGGUGACUACGAGAAGUCCGAAAAGGAUACCGCCAAGAGCAAGAUUGACGAUCUGCCUUUCUACUGCAUCGGAUUCAAGUCUGCUGCUCCCGAGUACACCCUCCGGACCCGUAUUUGGGCCUCUCUUCGUUCUCAGACUCUGUACCGUACCAUCUCCGGCUUCAUGAACUACAGCAGAGCGAUCAAACUCUUGUACCGUGUUGAGAACCCCGAAGUCGUGCAGAUGUUCGGCGGCAACUCUGACAAACUGGAGCGUGAGCUCGAACGUAUGGCCAGACGCAAGUUCAAGAUCGUCGUGUCGAUGCAACGAUACGCCAAGUUCAAGAAAGAGGAACGCGAAAACACGGAGUUCUUGCUUCGUGCUUAUCCCGAUCUCCAGAUCGCAUAUCUGGACGAGGAGCCUCCGCAGAAUGAAGGCGAAGAGCCACGCCUGUACUCAGCUUUGAUUGAUGGUCACUCCGAACUCCUUGAAAACGGCCAGCGACGACCGAAAUUCCGAGUCCAGCUUUCCGGCAACCCUAUCCUUGGAGACGGUAAAUCCGACAAUCAGAAUCAUGCCAUCAUUUUCUACCGCGGUGAAUACAUCCAGCUUAUCGAUGCCAACCAGGACAACUAUCUGGAAGAGUGCUUGAAGAUCCGAAGCGUUUUGGCGGAGUUCGAGGAAAUGACCACGGAUAACGUCUCGCCGUACACUCCUGGAAUUGCGCCGUCCAAGGCCAACCCUGUUGCCAUUCUCGGUGCCCGCGAAUACAUCUUCUCCGAGAACAUCGGUGUCUUGGGUGAUGUUGCUGCCGGCAAGGAACAAACCUUCGGUACCCUGUUUGCUCGUACUCUUGCCCAAAUCGGCGGCAAGCUUCACUAUGGUCACCCUGAUUUCCUCAACGGUAUCUUCAUGACUACUCGUGGUGGUGUCUCCAAAGCCCAGAAAGGUCUGCAUCUGAACGAAGAUAUCUACGCCGGCAUGAAUGCGUUGUGUCGCGGAGGCCGUAUCAAGCACUGUGAAUACUAUCAGUGCGGCAAAGGUCGUGAUCUUGGGUUCGGCUCCAUCCUCAACUUCACCACCAAGAUUGGCACUGGUAUGGGUGAACAGAUGUUGUCUCGCGAGUACUACUACCUCGGCACUCAGCUUCCUCUGGACCGCUUCUUGUCUUUCUACUAUGCGCAUCCGGGUUUCCACAUCAACAACAUGUUCAUCAUGUUGUCUGUGCAGCUCUUUAUGAUCGUCUUGAUCAACCUGGGUGCUCUGAGGCACGAGACGAUUCUGUGUCAUUACAACCACAAUGUCCCCGCCACCGACCCCCUGAAGCCUACCGGAUGCACGAACCUGACCCCGAUUAUGGACUGGGUGUCUCGUUGCAUCGUCUCCAUCUUCAUUGUGUUCUUCAUUUCCUUCGUCCCCUUGGUCGUACAGGAAUUGACUGAACGUGGAUUCUGGCGCGCGGCUACUCGUUUGGCUAAGCACUUUGCCUCAGCCUCGCCAAUCUUUGAGGUGUUCGUUUGUCAAAUCUAUGCCAGUUCUAUUCAGCAGGACCUGUCGUUCGGUGGCGCUCGCUACAUCGGAACCGGUCGUGGAUUUGCUACCGCGCGUAUUCCAUUCGGCGUUCUAUACUCCCGGUUUGCAGGUCCAUCCAUCUAUGUGGGAGCCCGCUCUUUGAUGAUGUUGCUGUUUGCCACCAUGACCGUCUGGGGUAGUUGGUUGAUCUGGUUUUGGUUCUCGCUGCUUGGGCUCUGCAUUUCGCCCUUCAUCUUCAACCCGCACCAGUUUGCCUGGAACGAUUUCUUCAUCGACUACCGCGACUAUCUUCGAUGGCUCUCUCGCGGCAACUCCCGCUCGCACGCCUCUUCCUGGAUCGCGUUUUGCAGAUUGUCGCGUACUCGUCUCACUGGUUUCAAACGCAAGGCACUCGGUGCGCCGUCCGAGAAGCUCUCCGGUGACAUCCCCCGAGCUCACUUCACCAGUAUCUUCUUGAGCGAGGUUGUGGGCCCAUUGGUGCUCGCCUGUCUUACGCUGAUCCCCUAUCUUUUCAUCAACGCUCAGACAGGUGUUACUGGCCGGGACCUCGCGCCCCCCACCAACUCGCUGGUGCGAGUGGCCAUCAUUGCCUUUGGUCCUAUCGCCGUCAAUGCCGGUGUCCUUGCCGGCUUUUUCGGCAUGGCGUGCUGUAUGGGUCCUCUCUUGAGCAUGUGCUGCAAGAAGUUCGGCUCUGUGCUUGCAGCAAUCGCCCAUGCCAUCGCUGUCAUCAUGCUCUUCGCUUUCUGGGAGGUGAUGUUCUUCCUGGAAGGAUGGGUCUUCGCCAAGGCACUGCUGGGCAUGAUUGCCGUCACGGCCGUCCAGCGGUUCGUGUACAAGUUGAUCAUUGCUCUGUGCCUUACUCGUGAGACCAAGCAGGACACGUCCAACAUUGCGUGGUGGACUGGCAAAUGGUACUCGAUGGGUUGGCACUCGAUGUCACAACCCGGAAGAGAAUUCCUGUGCAAAAUCACCGAGCUCGGCUUCUUCGCGGCCGACUUCAUCCUCGGGCACGCCAUUCUCUUCCUCAUGCUGCCGGCCCUCUGCAUUCCUUAUAUCGACAAGUUCCACUCGGUGAUGCUUUUCUGGCUGCGACCUAGUCGUCAAAUUCGGCCACCAAUCUACUCUCUCAAGCAGUCUCGCCUGCGCAAGCGGCGUGUAAUCCGCUACGCCAUCCUGUACUUUACUCUGCUCAUCAUCUUCCUCGUCCUGAUCGUGGGACCGGUCAUUAUUCGCAAGUACAUCACAAAUCUGCCGACCAUUCCCAUGAACCUAGUCCAGCCUACCGGACAAAACAACAACGAUACAACCACCGGCAUCACAGGGUCUGCUCUUCUUGAUUUCGGUCAAGAUGCCACUCUUCCAGCUGCCGGUGGCGGUGCUGCGGCAACGGCUGCGGCUACAACCUCCGGCUCCGACUCCAACGACCCAUUCAGCUUUGGUGGUGGAGGCAGAUUUGUGCGAUGGUAG